This is a messenger RNA of Branchiostoma floridae (Florida lancelet), 5146 nucleotides long. RefSeq names its product WD repeat-containing protein on Y chromosome-like. The transcript has 25 exons. Lineage: Eukaryota; Metazoa; Chordata; Leptocardii; Amphioxiformes; Branchiostomatidae. The coding region runs from base 1033 to 4770 and encodes 1245 amino acids. The record is from RefSeq and is a predicted model, not a curated record. Gene Ontology annotation, molecular function: protein binding; calcium ion binding.
UUCCAGUGCUGACGGUGGUUUCAGCACUGGGUAACCAGCGCUGAAUGACCUCUGAACUGGUUCGCCGCCGCAAGUUCAGCACUGGUAACCGAGUGCUGACAGCAGUUCAGCACUGGAAAACCAGUGUUCGCAUGGGGUUCAGCACCGAAAUCCAGUGCUGAGCGAGCUUCAGCACUGGAACAAGGCCGUUCAGCACUGGAAAAUUCUUCAGCACUGGGCGCCUAGUGCUGAGGCCGAUUCGACCCGUUGAUUCAACACUGGAACAUCAGUGCGGAAUCCGCUACUUCUGUACACUUGAUACAAUUUACAGAAAUGUGCGACAAAAAGGGGUAUUCGCUUCUGAUGUUUUUAGACCGUAUUUCUGAACUUUGGAUAAAAACAGGCUCAUAAAGACCCCUGGCAUUCUACAUAAAUCCACACAAGUAAGCGCGAGUUGUCUUAAGUACGCUGCGAAUCGUCCCGACGAGAACAGGACAGACAGGUUGAGCGAGUUUUUGUUUAUUUUGUUGACAGUUCUUGUGUACAUUGAAGCCAGGAUUUGUGUACACGGAUGAAUUUUCUGGUGUGUUUCUGAUUUUAUUGGGUCACCGCUGACAGUUCUAGCGAUCGCUGCAGGUGGAGAAGCGACAGUACCAGUGUGAUAAGUAGAAAGCCGUAACCCUUCAUUUCUGAUACUUCACUCGGUUCUGUCACUGAACAUCCAACUGAAGCUGCUGUGGGCAGGACAUUGAGUUCUCUUCACGACCCCUCCCAAUCACCAAUCACCUUCUCUGGGCUGUCAGCUGGUGUGUUGACCUGGGACGCCUUGUACUAGCAAUGUUAUGUUUGUAGGAGGUGCCGCGGUGAGCUAAGUCUGUGGCGAGUAGAGGACACCUCCGAUGGACAAGACAACUUUUUUUCUUAAUACCUUUUGACAAUCUUUCGAAGUCAUUGAAUAUAUACGAUAUCAAGUGGACGGAUGUUCAAAAUUGUCAUCGUUGGGCGUAGAAGAAACACCAGACUCGAAUGUGCCUCUAAACCCUACAAGGUGAUAUGGCGACCGGGCUGCAGGGGGUGGACACACUGACGGCUUUGCCAGGCUCGUUUACUGAGGUCCCUCAGCAUGUGAGCAGGAUGGGCUUGUACCAGCGAUCUGUCAGUAGACAGAACCUCCACCUAUCCUCCAGCCGGUCCAGUGAAUUGUCUGGAGACAGCCUCAACACUCUGAACGCCCGCUGGCAGAGCAUGCUGAAGGCAGUUUCACCUGUCGUUUCACUCCUGAAGCAGAGAGCUGGAAAGGUAACUGUGGCCAGCGAUGUCCCGUCAUCUUCUCGUCUACAGAGGAAGAAAAGCUUCAGCUCCACGGCUAAUGUUCAGAGUUUUGACCGAGAUGCCUCUAUGCGGCUGGAAGACUACAUUAACCUGCAGCACCUGCAGCAGCUGAUGGAGAAGUUUCAGGUGCACAGGCCUACUGAGCAACAUGGGAACACCAAGAUAAAGAGAGAGGCUGGUAACAUGACCCUGGAUGAGUUCAAAGAAGCCGUCUCCUCCACUCUCGGAACCCCAGCUUGGAAUGACCAGAUUGAUGCUCUUUUCAAAAAGAUGGACACCAGCUGUGAUGGUCUGAUAGAUUGGAACGAGUUCUGUACCUACAUGCUGCUUCAGUACCGUGAGAAUGACUACAUGCGUACCAAGCGUGACAUUCCCUUCCGGUCCUCGGCUCACAUCAAGCAUUGUGUCUUCAACAAGCAAGAGCCCACCACCAAACUUAUCUAUAUUGAGAAUCCCAGUAGAUAUGUCAGCUUUAGCAAGGAGGGUGUGAUAGGGGUUUGGGACACAUCUGUUCGCCUGUUAAAAACAUAUGAAUUACCCGGAGAGGGUGAUGAAGGAAGGAACGGGAAACGACAGUUCAAAGCAUGGGUUACAGAUGCCAUCUACCUCCCAAACAUGAACAAGAUUGUCAUAGCCACUACAAGUCGAGACCUCCAUUUCUUUGACAUAUCUACCAGUUCAUAUUUUGAGGAAUUUCACUUAUAUGGGUUAGCAGAUGUUCCAACUUGUUUUGACUACCAUUAUGAUCGAAAGAACCCCAACACAAGGGCCUGCCUUCUGUAUGGAGAUGAAAGUGGAUGUAUAAAUCUGCUGUACUUCAAAACUCCACAGUCUGGCCAGUUUGAGAGGCCAUUCUCACAUGAUGAAGGAGUCCAAAAAAUUUAUCUUCCUGAAUUACCCCAACACUCCAAAUAUGUGCAGCUAGUUGUCCUGGACAGCAUCCAUCCUGAGGGGAUCAGACAGAUCCUGUACUGUCCCCACAAUGAUGUGGUUUUGUCCUCUAGUGGCAGCCACAGUAGUUCUGUGGUGAUGAUGGACAUUUCACGCAAGAAGAAGACUUAUGUUUUCAAAGUUUCCAAGGGUGUGGAGUGUUUUGACUACAAUAAACACAUGAACAUCAUCGUCACAGGCAGCUCUGACCACAGGGUUCGCUUAUGGAACCCCUACGUCACCAGCAAACCCAUCACAGUACUCAGUGGGCACCACACCACCAUUAUUGAUGUAAAGCUGUUUGAACCCAUGAACCAAGUCUUCAGUUACUCCAAGGAUGCUAUGUUGAAAGUAUGGGAUGUGAAGGAUCACUCCUGCCUCCAGACGGUUGUUCUGAAGUUCCCUUGCCUGGUGAAUGGACGUGUCCCGGAGUAUGGAGCAUUCCCACUAUGUCUGGUUCUCAGCAAAAACACACUUCUCCUGACAUGUCAAGACUAUAUAGGUCAACUUAAGCUGGGUGUAAAGAAAGUCAAGAGUACUUUGCCCACUACCCACAAUGCUCCUCUCUGUACAGCAAUCUACAAUCCACAUUACCAUCAGGUAGUGACAGGAAGUGACGACUCUACUGUGGCAGUGUGGGACAUUGAAACAGGAAACAAGUCCAUCAUGUUCACUAACGCUCACGGCGAUGAGGAGAUCACAUGUAUGACCUUUGACACCUCCCUACGAAGACUCAUCACUGGGGCCAGGGAUGGAACAAUCAAGAUCUGGAACUUUCAAAACGGUCACAACCUGCACAAGUUGGAGGGUGUUGGAGAGGCAGAGGUCACUGGUGUCAUCCCUCUGGAUAGUCCAAAGGUCAUCUUGUCCGUGGGCUGGAGCAGGAAGAUUGUUCUGUAUGAUGACAGUGAGGCAGAUAACAUGUAUGUGACAGCAAACACCAGCUGGAAGGGGGGACAGGCACACAGCGAUGACAUCCUGUCUGUGGCACACUGUCCACCCAACCUGCUGGCCACUGCCAGUUUUGAUGGGGACCUGAUUGUCUGGAGCAUGGAGACACAGAAAAUCUUCCUCAGGCUGCAGAAGGGACAUCACAGCAGAAACAGUCGAAGAGUACAAAGCAGACUUCCUGGGUCAGCUGCAGAAAGUCUCUCCUCUCAGGACAUGCAGGACCUUCAGCAACCGCAGGAGAAAAGAAGGAAACGAUCAAGACACAGCAAAGGCCCCACACCUGUGGACCAGCUGCUGUUCCUGCCCAAGCGAGCAGCUGGCCGGCCGUCAGACUGUGCCCUCCUCAUCAGCAGUGAGGCUGGGACCAUCAACUGGUGGUGCAUCUAUGGCACCAAACAUCACAUGGGUUAUUUCUAUGCACCAGACAUAGAGGAGGAGUCAGUGUUGGGCCUGGCCUCCAGCCCUGACAAUAAUGUACUUGUUACUGGGGACACCAUGGGCUACAUUGCUGUUUGGGACAUCACUGAAUACUGUGUCAAGAUGAGAGACAACAUGAGGAGAGUUAAGUCUCGCCCCCCGCGGUUAGCUUACUGGCGGGCCCACCACAGUGCUAUAGUCAGUGUGGAGUAUGUAGACCACGAGGUGCGCCCGUUUGUUGUGAGUGCAGGGACCGACAAGACAGCACGGCUGUGGACCAUAGAGGGACAAUAUGUUGGCACAUUUGGACAGGAGAAGAAAUGGAACUUGAAGAGACCUUCGACUUAUGAGUAUCCAAACAACCCUUGGCUGACAGCUGACACAGAACACACAUCACCCCGACAGGAUGACGACUCUGCAUCAGACCCUGCUGCUCAACAAGUCAGUGGUGACAAACAUGACUCUGACAACCUAGGACAAGCAGCUGAAGCUUCUGACACUACUCCUGAGGAGAAUGAACCACUGGAGGCAGAGCUGAUGUUUGUUGAUGGGGAAGAUAGAGAGGCUGAAGAGGAGGGGGAUGCUGUGGCCCAGCUGCCAGUCUUGCCUGUGUCCAGAGGAGUACCUGCCACAGCACAGCCAAUCAAAAGAUUACUGACCAGUCAGAGUGAUGACAUUGCAGUGCGAGGCCUGCGGGGCCGCGCCCACACCUUCAGCACCUUGAAGUACAUGACCAGAUCCCAAUCCUUCGUCAUGCCAAUGACGCUGUUAGGUCAUCGCGUGGAAGAGAAUCUUCAUCGAAAGAUCUUCACCCGUCAGGAGCGGAGGAGUCACUAUGGAGACAUCAAUGUCAAGGCCACGGCACCUCUCGGUACCCAAUGCUCCCCUUUCCAGGCUUUAUCCAUGCCUGAGUUGCAGCAGGUUUACCUCCCCUCCAGUCUGCCCAUGAGCCCUCGCAUGGUAAGCCGGGGAAUGGCCGCCACCACAGAGUCGGAGCUGGGUGACCUUCCUCUCGCUGUGACCCCCGUACCAGAGGACAAUGACUUUGAGUCCGUGGACAGGUCAUCGGUUUCUCAGGGUAGUAAGAAGUGGACUGCUGGACGGAAGGUUGCAUCGCUAAACAAACUUAACAAGUUGCCUGCUAUUAAGAGCAUGAAGUAAUAAAAAGGAUUGAAGAUGAUAAUUAUAAUGAUCUAUUUACACUCUGGUUUUCCCUUCCACAUGUAUCUGUAAUGUUUGGCUUGCGCACAAGCCCUUUGGCAUAACGCACAGCUUUAAUUGGCUGCAAUGGUUAAAUGUAAUAUAAAGUGUACAUUCUCUGAUGUUGACUUUACUGUAUAUAACAUUGGAGUAUUUAAGUACUUUAAGUAUUUAAGUACCUUAAGUAUAUAAGACUUUACUGUAUAUAACAUUGGAGUAUCAUUGUGACAAGUAACAGUGAUCUUACAUUGAACUCCUGCCGGUGUUGAUUGUAAUUACCUCCAUGAAAUGUCAUGGAGGUUAUAUUUUACCCCGCGUUUGUGUGUGUGUGUGUGUG